AUCAAUUCUAUUAUUACCCACCAAUCAGCCGGACUUCGUUCUUCUUUUAACCUCAAUGGAGAGAACGUCCAGUUUACGACGGAAGACGAGUGAUGGUGUCCUGGCAAAAGCAUCAAACUUCGGCCAGAUGCUCGAAGAUGUCAGAAAGUUAGCAUUGAGCAAGUCGUUGUGGGACGAUGAAAUGCAGAGAGAUUUGCCAAAGAAAUGGGAAAAGCAUGGAGAUAUGAUUGUUUUUCCACAGAAUACAUUUACCCAUAUCAAUUGGAGAUAUAUUGGUCGUGAACUGUGGGCAGUUGUUGCACAAUCUCUUAAUGUUGCUCGUGUUGGCCGAAAAAGGCUGAUUGAUGAGGAACGUACUCCUCAUGUUGAUCUUCUUCUUGGUGCAGAUGCAUGGGUUGAUUACGUGGAUGAACGUGGAAUCAAGUUUUGCUACGAUGCCACAAAGCGAGUAUUUGAAAACUCGAAAAAAGCAGAAAUGAAACGAAUCUCAAAAUGGUCUUGCCAAGGACAGACAAUUGUGGAUAUGUAUGCCAGUCUCGGUUAUUACACUCUCACAUUUCUUGUAUCGUGUGAAGCUAAACAAGUUGUAGCAAUUGAUUGGAAUGAUGAGAUUCUUGAAAGUUUAAUCAGAAGUGCACAAGUUAACAAUGUUGAUGAUCGUCUUCUUGUGAUACAUGGUGAUUGUCGUCGAGUGUGCCCUGAUCAAACGGCGGAUCGAGUAUAUUUGGGACUUUUACCGUCUUGUCGAGCACAUUGGUUGGCAGCCUGUAAAGCAUUGAAGCCAGAAGGAGGAAUUGUUCAUAUUAAUGAAAUUCUUGAUAUGACAGAAAAGAAAAAGACUCCUCAAAAAACAGAAAAAGUUGAAAAGAAGGUAGUAGCCGAGAAAAAGAAGAAACCAGCUGACGGAAAAGAAAAAACAGAUAAAGAUGCUGCACCGAAGAAAAAGAAGGUUCUUCGUCAAAAAACCCUUCCUGUGUUAUCUGCAGUUCAUGAGGACUCCAAGCCAGAAGUUGAAUCAACUUCCAUUCCAACCGCUCCGGAAUCGGAUGAGCCAUCGGAAAAUAAUUCAGAGACUAAUGGAACAGAAGGUGGACAAAAGAAGAAAAAGUUUAGCCGCUCAGCAUCAAUUGUAGAAGAAAUGGAAAACCGUGUGCUGCCAGAAGUUAAAAUAUGGAAAGAGUAUGAGAAUGAGGGAUGGGCCAGAUUGACAGAUAGACAUAGGGAAUUCGCAAAGGACUGUGCAGAUAGCUGUACUCGUUUCCUAAACAACAUUCAUUUGUCUGAUCUCAUGUAUUCAGUGACGGUUGUCAAUAUGAUAAGAUAUGGUGAAGUAUCGAAAGGAAAGGAACAUAUUGUACUGGAGUUGUUGUGCUGUCAACAAGAUGCAUCAGCAGAACAUUUGAUUUCUAAAUUCACUUCUGAAAAUUUGAAGUCUUGAAAAUUGUUUUGUUUUCUCUUGUUUUGUUGAACCUACUACCAAGGGUUGUGAUCUAAAUAUUAACCGGACCAAUGAUACCAAUGAAAAUUGUUUGAUUAG
Messenger RNA from Caenorhabditis elegans, 1537 nucleotides. It is a transcript of the gene F40F9.10, whose product is annotated as tRNA(Phe) (4-demethylwyosine(37)-C(7)) aminocarboxypropyltransferase. NCBI's taxonomy places the organism in Eukaryota, Metazoa, Nematoda, Chromadorea, Rhabditida, Rhabditidae. Gene Ontology annotation, molecular function: tRNA 4-demethylwyosine alpha-amino-alpha-carboxypropyltransferase activity. The record is from RefSeq and is marked reviewed. Bases 56 to 1438 code for a protein of 460 amino acids. The transcript has 5 exons. Gene Ontology annotation, biological process: tRNA modification.